Dichomitus squalens LYAD-421 SS1 is the source of this 1407-nucleotide messenger RNA. RefSeq lists its product as uncharacterized. The record is from RefSeq and is a predicted model, not a curated record. NCBI's taxonomy places the organism in Eukaryota, Fungi, Basidiomycota, Agaricomycetes, Polyporales, Polyporaceae. The coding region runs from base 1 to 1407 and encodes 468 amino acids. The transcript has 3 exons.
AUGAACGGCACGCAGCCAGAGGCCGUCCGGCAGUCGAACACUGUACAGCCGGAAAGCGUUCGUUCUAAGGCUCCUCUCGUAACGGCUCAUCAUUCGGAACGAACCCAUACUGUCUCCUCGGAAACCACGAGAGCGAGACCGGAGUCAGAAGUGACACGUCUGAAUGGGAAAUUGCAAGCCGCAGAGACAGAGAUAGCUAGGUUGACGAGGGAGCUUGCUGCCCAAAAAUCCGAGGCUGAGGAUAAGCUAGAGCGGACCAAGCGCGAGCUGAAGAGGGUGUCGGAUAGAUGCACCCGCGCCACCGCGCACGCCGAGGAUCUCGAGCACCGUUUGCACAACAAGGACAGGGAGUAUCGGAGCCUUGAAGGGGAGGUGCAAGAGCUCAAGAGGGCGGCGUUACUCGCCUCGGGCGAAAAGCAGAAAAUUGAACUCCUCUUGAAGACCAGGACGGCGGAGCUACAAGAAGCGCAGUUUUACCUGGACAAGACGGACGAUACCUCGGAUAGCGAAGUCAUGCGCUGCGUCACGAACCUCAACUCAGGAAUCUACCAGACGGCCGCUACGAUAGCGGACGUCUUCGAUGGGCUCUGCGGGGUCGACCAGAACGUACAAGUCAUGGAAGAAGCGCGCGCUCAGCUCGCUGCACAUGAUCCGGCUUUACUCCCAUCACCGCUCCUCCAUGCCAUUCAGCAUCACAAUCAUGCCGAAGACCCAGUCAUAUUGCAGAUCGCUCUACAGGCACUUGUAACGGCAUAUCUCAGAUGGCUGUGCAACACUUGGGACUUCUGUGGCGGACGGGGGUCUGGUGUCCAACUUAAGCACUUGUACACGAGCAUCCAACAGAGCGAGCCGCAGUCUGUCGCCGGGAGGUGGCGGGCUCUCAGUCGUGUCCACGUCAGAGCGCUUUCCGCGGGAGACGUACAACUCCAGCAAGAGGGCGAAGACGAUCUCGCGAAACACAUUGUGACAGUCCUGUUGGCUUGUGGUGUUCCAGCGGUUCCGCAGACCCUCCUCGACGACAUGAACACGCGGUUUGGCUCAGCCAUAGGUGACGUUGUACACCUCGCUCUAGAGUUCCAGAAGAUGUCAGGGGAAAUGAUAGUUUCUCGGGACCUCACCGUGACGAUCGCGCCGAUCGAUGCCGUUUUUGACCCUGCUCUCAUGGACGACGAAUGGGGACGUCCUGCGAAGGGAAAACGCCAUCAGAUCCUAACCGAUCCCAUCUUGUGCACGACGCGGCUCGGCCUUACUCGACAGGAACGUCGGGAUGGCAGUGACGGAGAUGGUGCAGUCUUCUACGAGACAACCCUGAUUAAACCGACGGUCGUCCUCACGAGCAUGCUGGACGAGCUGUACAACGAGCAUGUCCAAGCCCGUGCAGAGCCUGACUCGGACGUUGAACUCUAG